Molecule: messenger RNA, 1200 nt
Organism: Culex pipiens pallens (northern house mosquito)
Lineage: Eukaryota; Metazoa; Arthropoda; Insecta; Diptera; Culicidae
Exons: 2
Coding region: 61-681 (206 amino acids)
Source: RefSeq, a predicted model, not a curated record
UUCAGUUGUUUUGCAGUUUGUUUUUUUUUUUUUUAGUUUUUGAGAAAAGUUUCGGUAAACAUGGACGGAAAUGAACCAAAUUUGGGUGAAAUGCGAAUUUUGGAGGCGCAUCCAGGGAAAUUGAACAGCGUAGCGAUUGGCGAGCUGCAAGCUGCCAUUAAUAAAAUGGAACCGACAGACAUCUUGCCGAAUCCGAAAGGGUUUAAAUUUACGGCUAUCGAUCAGAUGUGCUUGGACAGUAUCGCCGAUUUGACCGAGUUAAAUUUCAAAGAGGAAGAGAUGAAUUUUGCAGACUCGUUGAAUGUUCGAGAUCCAGAGUUGGAGUUUGUGAGCGCUGGCGGUUUCGCCAAACCGGAGCCGGAAGAACGUGAGGAGGACAUGACUUUUCAAGACUCGUUGAAUGUUCGAGAUCCAGAGUUGGAGUACGUGAGCGCUGGCGAUUUCGCCACACCCGAGUCGGAAGAGCCAGAUGAUGAUGGCGCAUUUGAAGGAUCUGAAAGUUACCCCGAACCGGAAGCUGGUUUAGAAGACUCGGAAGCAGAUGAUACGAUUUAUGACGCGGAAAUUUUAUUUGAUAACUUUAAGGGUGAACUUAAACUCAAGAACAGCACGACCAAGAAGCACACAUAUCGCAUAAGGGAUUCCAACGGAAAAGUGCAUCUUAUAAAAAAAGCAAAAUAGUUUGGAUGCUCACGAACGGAAGAUCGGGACAAGUUGCGACACGCGUUAGAAGAUAUCAGGAGAAAGUUGGCAAAUAAUAAGCUGUAUCAAGCCAACAAUACGUGAUUACAGAUUAAAAAUAAAAACAGAAAUCGAAAGAAAUCGCUAUUUGAAUACUUCGUUUUAUUAUCAGAAAUAAUUCCACUCCAGUAAUUCCAGUAAAUAAUUAGGUAAAUAACAAAAAGCUUAUUCUUAAAUCUAGUCAUUUCUCGAGUGCCAUCAACUGGGGCAAAUAGGGACAGUCUGAAUAGUGACAGUAGUAUUUGAAGCCUUUAACAGAAUCAAAACAAUAAAUGUGAACAGAUUUUGGUGUAGUUUUGGAACUGCACUAAUCGAAACCACACAACAAGUUCAAAAUAUCGAUCAUUACUAUAAUCAAUAUGCUGAAACCGCUGUACCAAAUCGCCCCUGGUGUCCCGAUUCUCCCCAGAUACCAGCAUACCAGCAGGCUAUGGCAACAGGCUUAGCCAAAUGGUUACG